UUUUAAUUUAUGGUGGCUCUGGAGAAUUGGGAUCCGCAUUAGUUUCUUUUUUCAAAAAGCACAAUUGGGUGGUUACUUCUGUUGGUACUCGUCAAAAUUCUGAAGCUACCUAUAAUAUCAUCGUAUCUAAUGAUGAUGAUCUAGAAGCCCAAGGUAAAAAGGUUUUAACAGAAAGCAGUGCGCUGUUGAAAGGAAUUACUGUCGAUAAAUACGACGCAAUUUUAUGCGUAGCAGGCGGCUUUGUAAUGGGAAAUUUAACUGACAAAGGUCAAUUUAGAUCUGACUUGAUGAUCAGAAAGUCUCUUUAUUCAUCACUGGUCGCGUCACAAUUAGCAGCUCACCAUUUGAAAGAAGACGGUUUCCUGAUGCUGACGGGUGUUGCAGGAUUACAAGGCACACCUGGUUUCAUUGGUUACGGAGUUGCAAAGGCUGGUGUUCACCAACUUGUGAAGAGCCUAUCUGCCAAAAGUAGUGGAUUACCAGAGAGAGCUAGAGUUGUAGCAU
Molecule: messenger RNA, 504 nt
Organism: Dentiscutata heterogama
Lineage: Eukaryota; Fungi; Glomeromycota; Glomeromycetes; Diversisporales; Gigasporaceae
Source: the annotation of a GenBank genome assembly